AUGACCUGGACUCUUAUCCAAACAUAUAGUUUCAAUAAUACCAUAUUAAUCUCAAGUCAGUUUAAUGAAAUAUUCACCACACUUUACGAAAACACGCCAAUCAGUGAAAACACACUAGUAUGGAACGGCUACCGCCUAAGCAAUCCGCGAAUGCAAGCCAUCAAGGAAAAUUCAGAAUUUCUCCUGUUUACGUGCAACUAUGAGAAAAGCCUAAGUCUAUAUGGGUCGGACUACGUCGAAAUUUACCUCCCAGAUCUUGAAGGUGAUGUAUUAGAUGGCAAUGGGACACUCGAUGUUUUCAUCGAACGCGGUCACAUUGGAGGACAAUAUUUUGGCGAUUGCCACACUUGGUUGGCACAAAAUGCUCGAGAAAUAUUGCAUGUUGAUAUGUACUAUGGUUAUCCAGCUUGUAGUGAGUUUACGACCCCCUCGAUCACCAAUUAUACCCUCUGCAACUUGUUCCACUAUUUUGGUAACUAUCAGUUUGGUCACAAUUGUUUGGAUGUAGCCCAUCGUUGUGUCGAGAGUCCUGAAUCUACGACUCAGCUUUGGUUUGGACAUUAA
Molecule: messenger RNA, 564 nt
Organism: Paramuricea clavata
Lineage: Eukaryota; Metazoa; Cnidaria; Anthozoa; Malacalcyonacea; Plexauridae
Source: the annotation of a GenBank genome assembly